Molecule: messenger RNA, 5441 nt
Organism: Carassius carassius (crucian carp)
Lineage: Eukaryota; Metazoa; Chordata; Actinopteri; Cypriniformes; Cyprinidae
Gene: wdr62
Product: WD repeat domain 62
Exons: 31
Coding region: 265-4776 (1503 amino acids)
Molecular function (GO): protein binding
Source: RefSeq, a predicted model, not a curated record
CACAUUACAUGGACUUCGUUCAUUGCUAACAGCUGUGUAACAUUGUCGAAGUUUCGUUUUCAGCCGAAAAAACAAGUAAUUUCUUCGUACUUUCCAAAUCAAAACUUAAGAUCCUCAGUCAGUAUUAAAAAGUCGGACGGAGUAUAAAAUAGUCGGGCAUUCGCGCUUCUUAUCAGCUGACAGCAUUAGACAUUUUAAAUGCAAACUAAUAUGUGUUCAUAGACUAUGCAUUAUCUAUUGAACCGUUAUUAAAAGUGUUACACUAUGGCGGAUGGGACUUUGGUCUUUGGAGCGAAUCUAAACGCGAGUUGUUUGACCUCUCGAGCAAAGAAAGUCAACAACAACAGCAUUUCAGCAGCAGCGAACAUGAGGAGAAAGACACGACAGAGCAACAGAAGAGACAUUCACAGCCGGGUCGUCUUGGAGAAGGUCCUGGGCAUCACUGCCUCCAGCAGCAGUGCUUUGACCUGUGACCCCAACACUGGUUUAGUAGCAUAUCCUGCAGGUUGUGCGAUCGUCAUCCUGAGCCCAAAGAAAAACAAGCAGACUCAUAUUUUUAACACAUCCAGGAAAACCUUCAGUGCCUUGGCUUUCUCACAGAAUGGAAAAUAUUUGGUCACUGGUGAGAGCGGGCACAUGCCCUGUGUGCGGGUGUGGGACGUGGCAGAGCGGACACAGGUGGCAGAGGUCCAGUGUCAUAAGUAUGGGGUGGCGUGUGUAUCUUUCUCCCCCAACGGAAGCUACAUAGUGUCUGUGGGAUACCAGCACGACAGGACGGUCAGCGUCUGGGAGUGGAAGAAGGGGACUGUUAUAGCAUCCAACAAGGUGUCCAGCCGUGUGCUUGCUGUAUCUUUCUCGGAGGACAACAGCUACUUUGUAACCGCAGGGCACAGGCAUGUGAGGUUCUGGUACCUUGAUGCCUCAAAGGAAAGAAGGGUGAACAGCACAGUUCCUCUGAUUGGUCGCUCAGGGUUGCUCGGGGAGCAUCAGAACAGUCAGUUCUGUGGUUUGGCGUGUGGCCGUGGCUCUAUGGCCAGCAGCACCUACUGUAUCACACACACGGGUCUGCUGUGCCAGUUCAACAGCAACAGACAACUGGACUCCUGGGUGGAUCUCAAGACGACGUCAGCACAGUGCUUAUCGGUGAGCGAGACGUUUGUCUUCUGCGGCUGUGCUGAUGGCACAGUGCGUGUGUUCAGCCCACAGGACCUGCGUUACAUCACCACACUGCACCGGCCACACUGCUUGGGAGUAGAUGUGUCUCAGGGCACCCAGCCAGGGCAUUUGUUUGGCGCAAACCCAGAAGCACAGUAUCCAGAUACGCUGGCUUUAACCUUUGACCCUGUGACCAGGCACUUGACGUGUGUGUAUAAUGACCACAGUGUGUAUGUGUGGGAUGUGCGGGACGUUCAGAGCGUUGGCAAGGUCUAUUCAGCUCUGUACCACAGCGGCUGUGUGUGGAGUGUGGAGACCUACCCUGAGCUUGAAGAUUCAUCUGCGGCGUGUUUGUCCCCCGGUUCUUUCCUCACCUGUUCAUCCGAUAACACCAUCCGCCUGUGGAAGAGUGAUUCAGGACAUGGCCUUCGCAACAACCUUUACAGCCAGGAUAUCGUAAGGAUCGUGUAUGUGGACGAUGACACACAGUACCUCAAAGCUGAGGCUGAGAAAGCCGAGGGAGCAAGCCAGGAUGGUAAAUCUGGGAUCAGGGUGAUGGGAAUCAGCCCAGAUGGCCAACAUUUGGCCGCCGGAGACCGCAGUGGAAACCUGAGAAUCUUCGGCUUGCAGUUUAUGGACGAGCUGCAGAAAAUCGAGGCUCAUGAUUCGGAGGUUUUGUGUCUAGCCUUCUCCCCUACUGAGACUGGUUUGCAUCUGUUGGCUUCUGCGAGUCGUGAUCGGCUCAUUCACAUUUUUGACAUGGAGAACAAAUGCAAUUUAGUGCAGACAGUUUAUGAUCAUUCGGCCUCCAUCACUGCCAUCAAGUUUACUGGAUUGAGUUCAGAGUUGUGUAUGGUUAGCUGUGGAGCUGAUAAGAGCAUCUAUUUUCGAUCUGCUGAAAAGACCUCUGAAGGCUUGAACUUCUCACGAUCUCAUCACAUAGUGGAGAAGAGCACACUGUAUGAUAUGGACCUGGACGCCACACGCACACACACGGCCAUCGCAUGCCAAGACCGCAACGUUAGAGUUUACAAUGUGCAGAGUGGCAAGAUGAAAAAGUGUUUCAAGGGCUCCUUGAAUGAUGAUGGGACACUGCUUAAGGUUCAGUUGGAUCCCUCUGGGAUGUUUUUGGCCACCAGUUGUUCAGACAAAAAUAUCUGUAUCUUUGACUAUGAGUCAGGCGAAUGUGUAGCCACCUUAUUUGGACAUUCGGAAAUUGUUACGGGUAUGAAGUUCAGCCAGGACUGCCGGCAUCUGAUUACAGUCUCUGGUGACAGCUGUGUGUUUGUGUGGCGGUUGGACUCUCAGAUGACCAACUCCAUGAGGAAGAGGCUGGCAGAGAGGAAGCAGCAAGCAGGUCUGACGGUUCAGCGGGCCCCCAGCAAACAGCAAGCCAUCCGGAGAGAGACCUACAUCACUGUACCCUGUAAUGUGUUGCCUCACAUGGAGGAGGAAGAGGAGGGCAGCUUGAUGCCGGAGGAGACUCCAGAAGAUUGUGUGGAGGACUGCAGAACUCCCGACAGGCUCGAUUCCACUGAUGCAUCUGUGGAUUCUUUGGUGCUGCAAACCAAUGGCAAAAUGCCCAUGUGGGUUCGAAGACUGGGUGGCAGAGGUGAAAAUGAUGGUGGUGACGUAGCGAAUAGAUCUCAGUACCAGCCACAGGGACGCUGGGCAGUGCAGUCAAAUCCAUUAGCCAUCCGCACAGUACUGGAGAUGAAGAGCAUGCAGCUUCCCCUCUCACACACUCCCUGCAGAGCCGUGGGAGAGGAAGAAUUUGAGAAAGACUCUCGCUUUCACCCUCAGAGUUUCAACAGUCUGCUGGAUGAAGAUGUUGACGAUGAGCUAGAGGAGGAGGACAAGAUUUGCUGUGAUUCCCGAGAUGGGCUUAGCUCUUCGCUCAAGGAGCCACAUUUUCUGCAAUUGCCACAUGGAGAGGAGAACUUUCAUCCAGAGCUCAGCUCACCAGACAAGACCGGCUACAUUUUGUACCCAGCAAACAGCACUGCUCUGUCCACAGGAGAAGGAGAGUUUGAUGUUAAAGCUCUGUGUCAGGGUGCAUGUGAUGACCCUGAGGAAGAGGAGCUAAGUCCAGAUAGUGCUUGUUCAGCUGAGAGUCCAGCCUCCCAUAGCAACCAUCCCCAUGACCAGGAAACCGACUCCCUCAGUCAAGUGAGCUCCACAGGAAGCUCAGGAGUUGAAGAGGAUGAAGAAGAAUCUGGAACUUUGCUUCACCAACAUUUUGACUCUCUGGGUGUGGCGGCUAAUGAAAAGUUCAACACUGAUUCAAGCAGUCUGCAGCCCCCAACAGACAAUAACUUCCUCAAUCCUCGUCUCAGCAUCUCCACGCGCUUCCUCUCACGCUUUCAGAGCCGCUUUCGCACUAUUGGGACUAGUGGCAGUACUGUUUGCAGGCCUGCAGCCUGCCUGCCCUGUAUACCGGAUGAAUCCAGUGAUAGCUGUCUAGCCCUUGAUGGAACAAUGGACAAGUCCAAGGUUCUUUCAAACAACAGUGGACUCCUCGAGAACGAGAAAAGUGAAAUCACAAACAAGAGCAAUCAGUCCAAAGCUCAUGUUGCCGUCAACACUACAUGCAUUCUCACCACCAAAUCUACCAGCAGUGCCUGUGACUCAUCUGUAACGCGCUCCCGCCAAAGCUACAUGGGUCCCACCGCAAGCUCCCGAGCAAAGAUAACCCAGAGCAACUCGGUGGAGAGUUUGAACGUGUGUACAUUAGAGGAAGUGCAGUUAAACACCCCGUCUUUGUCUCUGGACCUAAGUGUGGAUCAAAGCAAAGAGAACAUUGUUCCUCCUUCCUCUUCAGUUGUGUCCUCUGGAUCAUCUCAUCCCACACCAGCUCUCUCUACUCCUGCCUUGGGGAACCACAGUGCCCGGGCGGCUCUUCGAUUAGACCUCGCGGGCCCCAGUCGUGCCAGUUUAUCACCAGUGUCCCUCAAGAGCCGUCUAGGGAAAGCUGAACGUGCCGAGUCUCCGCGUCGACAGGCUCUGGUGACGCCCACAGAGAUGCGGUCACUGGGCAAGGAGUGUCGGAAACACAUGGUCAAUAUUGAACAGAGUUUGGUUACUAAGACUUCAAGCAGGUUCUCAACUGGGUCUGAAGUAUUUGCCAGGAACUCUGCGGUGUCAGAAACCAGUCAUUCUGUGGUUGAAGACCUGCAGUUUACAGAGUCAUGUGGGAAUCCACUGGCUAGCGAUCAGACGAACUCUGAAGAUGCUACAGAAAACCACUGCACUGAAGAGGACACAGGAUUUUCCGCGGAGUCAAUGAGUGUCCAGAUGUGUAAGGAGAUGGUAAAUGAACUCUGGCAGACCAUCCAUAAAGCAACUGGCUUUUAUAACAAGUUGUGCUCUGUCCCGGAUCUGUCGGAGCAGCAGGAGCAGAUGAAGAGUGUUUUGCAGGAGGUGUUUGUGGGGGUACAGAGUGAGCUGAACUCUCUGUGCCCACAAGAGACACGCCCCUCGCCCCAAAGCACCCGUCCCAUACCGGAGGACUCUCCUGGCCGUCAGCUCCGGGACGACAGAGCUGUGGCCCUCCUGGAGAAAUAUUCAGAGAUGCUCUUACUCCGAAUGACUGAAAAAGGAGCACAGGCCACACUGGAGUAACGCUCCGCUCCUAUCCUUCGAUUGGCAAAAAUGAGCUUCUAAUGGCAUAUCCAUAAGCACCUUUAAACCUUGAUGUCUUUCAUUGGUUUUAUGUUUUUAAAUAUGUAAAUGCAUAUUUGAUUUGUGUGUGUGAGAAACUGGUCUUUUAUACUUUCCUGUUUUUUUAUUUUAAUUGUAUUAUUAUUUUACACUACAUUUCAAUACCUGAGUGUAUUUGGUCACAAACUUUUUUUUUUUUUAUGAUUUGAAGGAUUGUCAAGGCAAAUCUUCAGGACCUACCCUAUUAUGUCCUUGAUAUUUUAUGUACAGUUUUGAAACGGUGUUACCUUUUUAGAAUGCAGAUUUGAAUUAUGUACUCCGGUUUUGUUUUGAUGUUUAAUGCUUGUGUAGUUUUACACCAUUUCACCACAGCCACGCAGAAUAACUAAGAGGUGUUCCAUUGUCAUUUUAUUUCGAAUGUUGCUCUGAAUAGUGACUUCCCAAAGCAUCUGGCUGUGACUCAGUUUGCUCGUCACUGGUGUGCUGAUCAUGCUUUGUCAUGUUGAUGUACAAUCCUUUAUUUCUUCUUUUCACAGAAAAUGUAUAGUUGUCUGUUUUUCAAAGGCUUUGUAAAUAAGUUUUAACCAGCUAAUUGCACUGUUUUAAUAUUAAACAUUCAAAUAUGA